CUUGAUCCGCAUCUGUUUUACCUAAAAUCCAUUUUCGUCUUCUCUCCCGUUUGCUUGCUCCGCACAACUCCAGACUCGAAAACAAGUCACAGUUGCAAUAUACCUCUCCUUCUCUCUCUCUCUCUCUCUCUCUCUCUCUCUCUCUCUCUCUCCCGAUCACUUUCUUAUUCCGAUCCUCCCCCUCCCCUCUCCAAUUUGUGUAUUCAUCCGUGCCCUCCUCGCAUGCUCAUGCGAUAGGAAGCGCAGCGGAACCAAUCUUUCUUCAAGCUUCACCAGCCAUUUCUUGCUCAAGAUUCUAUCGACCAAUCCACAAACAAGUGAUUCUUUGGAACCUUUUUGUGACAAAAAUUAGCAUUCUAUUGAUUACGACACCGAUGAAUACUACAUCCUUCAUGGACAAGCAGAUAAUGGACCUGUCACAGGGAUCGUCACAGCACAACAACGACUUCCUUGACCUGAUGAACAAUUCCCAAGAGGAAGAGCACCAGGUGGGUCAUGGAAAUGGGAUUUCCAAGAAGGAAGAGAUCUUGCCGAACUAUGAUUUCCAGCCCAUCCGUCCCAUCACUGGAGCCUCUUCGCAAUCCCCAAGUUUUGAUGCUACACCUAAUCUCGGAGGUGGAGGAGGAUCCACUAGGGCUUGGAACUCCCAAGAGUCCAAGUCCAACACCAAUGCUCCUAUCAGAAAUUAUGGUUCUGUGGAUUCCUUCGAACGUGCAAAAGAUGUUGUGGAGAAGGACCGACAUGUUCCUGAUGCUACAAUUAUAUCAGAGAUUGACCACACCAUGAAGAAGUAUGCUGAUAAUUUACUUCAAGUUAUGGAAGGUAUUAGUGCACGACUAACACAACUUGAGAGCAGAACCCGCCACCUUGAGAAUUCUGUUGAUGAUUUGAAGGUAUCUGUGGGAAACAAUCAUGGAAAUGCUGAUGGAAAGAUGAGACAAAUGGAGAAUAUUCUUAGAGAUGUGCAAAUAGGUGUUCAGGAUUUGAAGGAUAAGCAAUCAAUAGUAGAGGCUCAGCUGCAGCUUGGGAAGAUACAGCUAUCAAAUCCCAAGGUAGAUCCUCAAUUGGAAUCUCGGAAUGCUCUGAAUGCAGAUUCUGGGCAUAAAGUAGCCUCUGCUCCUCAACAAUCUCACCAACAGCUUCCUCCUGUGAACAUUCCACCAUCACUUCCUGCUGUUUCUCCACCAAAUGCUCCUCCACAGCCUAUGCUCCAAAGUGUACCACCUUCAAUUCAGCAUCCAAAUCAGUACUCUCAGAACCAGAUCCCUCCUGUUCCUCAGCGAGACCAAUAUUUCCCUGCUGCACCUGUUCAAACUCAAGAAGCUCCAAAUCAGCAAUACCAAUUGCCUGCAGGUCAGCAGUCACUCCCCCCUCCUACGGUACCUCCGCAUCAACAAUUUCAGCCUACCAGUCAACCACAGUAUCCUCAGCCACCGCCCCAGCUUCCUCAACAGCACCAUUCACUUCCACCUGUUAAUCCCUCUCAACUCCAGCCUACCCUAGGUCACCAUGCUGAAGAUACUCCUUAUGUUCCUUCCCAGACCUACCCACCCAGUCUUCGCCAGCCACCUUCUCAGACACCUAGUGGGCCUCCUCCCUCCCAACAAUAUUAUAGUCCAACAUCCAAUGUAUAUGAGCCACCAUCUAGCAGACCUAAUUCAGGGUAUUCCUCUGGGUACCCUCCUUCUGGGCUUAAUGAACCGUAUCAUUAUGGUGGAUCACCUUCUCAAUAUGGUGGUACCUCCUCGAUGAAACCACAACUCUCUUCUGCUACUGCUCAAAGUGGAGGAAGUGGUUACCCACAGCUCCCAACAGCUAGGGUAUUGCCACAUGCAGUGCCUGCCGCCUCUGGUGUAAGUGAUCGAUCAGGUUCAGCUGGGACUGGAAACAAGGUUCCUAUUGAUGAUGUGAUUGAAAGAGUGACAAGCAUGGGUUUUCCGAGAGACCAUGUAAGGGCAACAGUUCGGAAGCUGACAGACAACGGUCAGGCAGUUGACCUGAAUGUUGUGUUAGAUAAGCUGAUGAAUGAUGGGGAUGUCCAGCCACCUAGAGGUUGGUUUGGUCGGUAGUUACGUGUGCUUGGUACCGAGUCUUCAGACUCAUGUAUAGGAAGUAUCAACUUGUUUCUAGAUCUUUUUUAAUGACGUAUAUGGAAUUAUGGUAUGGUAUUUAGGAUUUCCUGUGCUUUGGCUUCACUUAUAUUUUCUUUUUAAGAGUUUUACAGUGCUUGCACUUGGUUUUAACCGAUUUUAUUGCUUUGCCCAGCUCUCCCGAUUUUCAUCUCAUUUGUGUAUUUACUCGUAAUAAUUGAAAGUGGAUUACUGUAUCA
Molecule: messenger RNA, 2329 nt
Organism: Rosa chinensis
Lineage: Eukaryota; Viridiplantae; Streptophyta; Magnoliopsida; Rosales; Rosaceae
Product: vacuolar protein sorting-associated protein 27
Exons: 4
Coding region: 375-2069 (564 amino acids)
Source: RefSeq, a predicted model, not a curated record